GGUUUUGUUUGUCAUAUUUUAGCAGCGUUUAUACCAUAUGUUUGUGGUGUUUAUGCAAAGUGGUAACACAUAAUAAUACCAGCAUUGUUUAUCACAGCCAUGAAUAAAUCGAUUGAAAAUUUUGAUUCACCGCAAAAAGUUGAAUUUACCAUUGAUCAUCUGCUUGAUAUAAGAUCAGCCAUUGUUUGUUUGUUGGAUGUAGUGGCAACGAUAAUCAAGACACUGGAGGGGAAUCCCCCAACCUCAUACUCAAAGAUACAGCAGGAAUGCAAUGUUGUGUUGAGUGAGGAAUUGUUUCAAGGAUUGCGCAAUCGAUAUUUAUGGUGGAGCGCGACCUUUAAUAACCCUGUCACGCACCAACGACCACAGCUAAGAUACAGUCGAUUGGAAGCCGAUCGUUUCAUCAAGUGUUUGGUUUCUUCGUUCGAAUCAUGCCGCUUCGUGCUCAAUCAAGCGUUGCAACGAAGAUCUUUAAACGAAUCAAAACUUAACGUUGAAAUUAAGAAAGUGAAAGCUGAACUAACGUCGUGUCAAUCUCAACUCUCAUUGGCUGAGAAUAAGUUGGCCACGGUUGAUCGGGAACGAGGGGUUUGGUUGUCGCGCAUGGAUGAGCUCAACCAACGUUUGCUCGACGCUCAGCGAAGAAUAUCCACAUUGGAAAAAAACAAAUCAGCAUUGUCAUGGCAACGACAUCACAAUGAGAUGGUUACUAAGCAACAACAGGAAACAGAAGAACAUGACUCGGCUAUUUUGAAACUGAGAGAAGAAAAAGAAAAGGGUUUUGAGGCGAUGCGGCAAAAAAUUAAAAAAUUGGAGAAUGAGGUCGGCAAGUUGAGGUUGAAGAGUGAGCUGUAUGUGGCGCCCUCUACUGGUGGCUUGCUCCAUAAACUUGAAUAUAAGAAACGAGAAGUUUAUUUACGAGACCAGGAAAUCCGAAGUCUUCGCAGCGAGAUGAUGGAGAAUCGGAAGCAAAUGGCGGGCUGUUUGGGGGGGAUGGUGAAAGAUUACAGGUGUUUGCUACAGAAAUGGGAGAAUGAGAAUCCAGGUCGAAAGUUUAGUCCAGAUCCCGAUAAAGUUAAGUUGCAGGCAAAGUUACACACCAUCCACCAAUCGUUAAUAAACGACAACCUACAAAUGGUACUCCCCACUCUACCCAACCAUUAUGCUCCAAUCGAUGUGAAAAUAAACAAACACAGCCCCCCCACAAAACGACCCACCCAACCCAACUCCACCAACCAACCUAAGAUCAAAUAGUUUCGACACAAGAGCGAGCCACAGAGCAGCGGGAAUCCCCAAAAUACUUCGUCCCCACAGCGCGAGGGGGGAUUUCCCACAAAAUAUCCCUAAUGACAUCACAGACAAAUCACCAUCAACUCCCCACCCCCACCUAGUGAGCAAAGUAACAGGACGAGCCAAUCUCCACCUAGUGUUGAAACAUUUCCCGUAUCUUACCGUCGAACAAGUUUCCAAACAAUGGGAGAACUUUCGUAGAUUCGACAAAAACAACGACUUUAAACUGGAUCUUCCAGAGUUGUACGAGGCGGUUGGGGGUCAUGGAAAGGUCACGGUUAAUGAGAUACGUGAAGCGAUGCGUGAAGUCGACCGCGACCAAUCAAACAACAUCGAUUUUUACGAAUAUCUUAAAAUAUCGGAGAUGAUUUUCAAGAACCAAGGUGAUUCUGCGAUUUUUAAAUCUGGAUUAUUACAUCAUAAUGGCUCGGCCUCGUCAGAAGCUUGCGUUCUGCAGUGAUGACCAAACAAAUUUUACCAGUGAUGACCAAGUAGUUUUCUUGCACAUUUUUUCAUUUAGUUUUCACAAGUUGCUCAAUCUUCACGUAUGCAGUUUCACAAGCCAUAUUAUUAUUAAUGCAAUAAUUUUACACUAACUUUUAUAAUUUCUAUUUUUUAUAUUCUUUUAGUUUUCACGUGCACUCCCUUAGUUCUUAUGCAAUUCACUUUGUAAUAAAUAUUAUUA
This is a messenger RNA of Ciona intestinalis (vase tunicate), 1975 nucleotides long. NCBI's taxonomy places the organism in Eukaryota, Metazoa, Chordata, Ascidiacea, Phlebobranchia, Cionidae. The record is from RefSeq and is a predicted model, not a curated record.